AUGAAGCUGUUGAAUAUUGUGACAAUACAUAAGAAAACGGUCACAACUCUAACGAUUUGUAAUUUAAAAACUAAUUACUUCUCAACCUCAAAAGAUAAUUCAAUAAUAAUUUCAGCAUUUGUACUUGCUUCAUCCUCAAAGUAUAUAUAAAAAUUAUAAGAACAUAAAAAAUAAAUCAAUUGCUUAACAUUAGAUCCUUAUCACCAAAUUUUAUUUGUGUCUGGUUGUGAUGGCAGGGCAAUCAUUUUUUGGAAUUUCAAUAAUAAUCAAUGGGAAAAGUAAUAAAUAAUUUAAGAUUAUUAAAAUUCCUAUCUUGGGGAUAUUUACGGUUUAUCAAUUAAUCCAUAACGAGAUGAUAUAAUUGCUUGUACUCCUCGUAGAUAGAUAAUUGUGAUGAGAAAAUUGAAUGCUGAUUCUUUUUGGGAAAUAAAAUAAAUUAUCAAGGAUGGGUUCGGAUAUCGUAUAGGAUUUAUUACUUGUGAUAUCUUUGCUUUUUAGUUAAGGUCAUCAUCAGAAUUGCUAAUUUAUAAGCGAUAAUAAGAUGACAAAUUCUAAAUGCUACUGAAAAUAUCAUUAAUAUCAAUUUUAAUUGAUUGA
This is a messenger RNA of Paramecium pentaurelia, 597 nucleotides long. NCBI's taxonomy places the organism in Eukaryota, Ciliophora, Oligohymenophorea, Peniculida, Parameciidae. The record is from the annotation of a GenBank genome assembly.